Meloidogyne enterolobii is the source of this 435-nucleotide messenger RNA. The record is from the annotation of a GenBank genome assembly. Lineage: Eukaryota; Metazoa; Nematoda; Chromadorea; Rhabditida; Meloidogynidae.
UCAUUUACACACCUCUCAGAAUUUUUUUUAUUUUCAUUUUUAUUUUCAUAAAAAUUUUGUUUUCCUCCUUAAAAUAAUUUUUUUCGUUCGAGAAAACUUCCCCCCUUAUCCCCAAUAUAAAAAUCAGUUCAAAAAUGCUUCAAUCACAGCUUCAUUUCACCCAAAUACGACCCCUUCCUAAAAAUGUAUUUACUCAAUAUUCUACUAAUUUUAUUCCCCAUUCUCUCAAUUUUGGGAGACGAUUGUGGAUAUGAUAAAAACAACGGCCCUCAUACUUGGGGAGGGCUUUGCAAAACUGGAAAGAAACAAUCCCCUGUUGAUAUCGUUACAAAAAACUUAAAAGAAAAGUGCUAUCUACAAUUAUCGUUUCAUAAAUACAAUGUUGUCGGACCUGUUGAGGUUGUGAAUAACGGACAUACAGGUAUAACUAUUUGA